This is a messenger RNA of Lingula anatina, 897 nucleotides long. RefSeq lists its product as uncharacterized. The record is from RefSeq and is a predicted model, not a curated record. NCBI's taxonomy places the organism in Eukaryota, Metazoa, Brachiopoda, Lingulata, Lingulida, Lingulidae.
AUGGCUGGCCCAUACUCACCCCCAAUUUCGUUAGCUGAAAUAGAUGCUAUAUCCAAUUUGAGAGAAGGCAUAAGGAAGUUACGAGAGUUAGGGAUAGACCAUGCUGGUGUGAAGAACAAGGACGACGUAGUCCUCAGAUUGAGAAAAUUCUUGAAACUACAUGGUGUAGGUGUGGCUGAGGACCCACUGAAUGCCGCUGAACUAAUGGCAGAUGCCUUGGAGGAAGAUAAAGAGACAAGACAACAGCUACAGCAAUUAUACGAAGGCACGAUUAAGUAUAUUUCUGGUUUACCAGAAAGAAGACGUGAUGACCUAAAUCAAAACAUUCCGCGAGUGGUAGAAAGAUUACGUGAAAGCAUUGAAGAACUCUCUAAAAGCGAAAGUGGAAUUUUUGUAGCAGGUGAGACCGGUGCUGGCAAGAGUUGUCUGUUGAAUCUUCUCCUUGGGGAAGAUCUUCUUCCAACGGAUUUUUUCAGUUGUACCGCCGUGCUGUGUGAAUUAAGGUACGGCGACCAAAGGAAGGCUGUUGCACAUUUCUGGGACACCAGUUUACAACCUGUUACUUUGGACCUGGAAGUGCCAGAUCCUCUUAAGGUUUUGAAGCCUUACAUAUUCCAGGAAGAAGGACGAGGGAAGAAGGAAUUUCCAUACAACAGAGUCCAGUUAUUUUGGCCUAUCCCUCUGCUACAGGGAGGUGUCUACAUAAUGGACAGCCCUGGUAUAGGAGAGAGUGAAAUGAUGACAAAACUUACAAAGAGUUACUUGGCCAAGGCAUUUUCCUUCAUCUACGUCAUCAACAGCAUGGUGGCCGGAGGAGUGCAAGAAGAUAGGGUAACGCUUAUUGCAAUUUUGACCUCUUUCCUCAAACAUUUUAUGUUGAUGAAUAAUUCUCAGUAG